This is a messenger RNA of Henningerozyma blattae CBS 6284, 2559 nucleotides long. RefSeq names its product Mif2p (gene MIF2). Gene Ontology annotation, cellular component: kinetochore. Gene Ontology annotation, biological process: spindle attachment to meiosis I kinetochore; kinetochore assembly; attachment of mitotic spindle microtubules to kinetochore. Lineage: Eukaryota; Fungi; Ascomycota; Saccharomycetes; Saccharomycetales; Saccharomycetaceae. Gene Ontology annotation, molecular function: centromeric DNA binding. Bases 1 to 2559 code for a protein of 852 amino acids. The record is from RefSeq and is a predicted model, not a curated record. The transcript has a single exon.
AUGGAACUCUUUAACUUAGGUACAAGAUCAAGGAAAAUCGGCCUCACAAUCAGAAGAAAGAUUUCGAAGGAUGAGUAUAGCAUGGAAAAUGUUGACGAUUUCUUUAAUGAUGAUGAGGACGACCAAGAAAAUGCAUAUGAUGAUACAACUUCAGGUUCUAAUAUAUUUAGUUCUCUUAAUAAUAACAAUACUAAUACCAACAAUAACAGUAGACAGCCGGAACCUAAUAGAGUAUCAUCUGCUUUGAAUAAUAAUAAUGUAAGAAAUUCAAAUAUCAAAAAUCGUCGUCACUCACGAAUGUCAAAUUCCUUUAUCAUUGAUAAUUUAAGUUCUGCAACUGAUGUUCAAAUCAACUAUAAUGAUAAUACUAAUAUAGAGAAUGCUCAUAAUCUGGAUAAUGACGUAAUUCCAACUAGUGGUAAUAUGACAAUCACACCUCCUCAAUCUCAAGUCUUUCUACAAAGGUCUACAAACAAUAACCAAACCCAGAAGCAUAUAUUACCUAAAAAUGCGUCCUCAACCUUAUUUAAAAAUUAUAGAACUUCAAAUAUUCCACAAAAUGUAAUUAAUACCCCCAAUUAUUAUACCCAAGAUUCAAAUCAAAACCAGCUUAAUACUUUAAAUAAUAACAUUCCUAAUUUGCAACCAUCGACUAAUAUAUCUCCUAAUAAUAAUAUAUCACAAUACCAACCCUAUGGCGAUCAUGGUGAUGGGCCUCAGUCUGACUUACCAUUAGAUGAUAUAAUACCAGCCCCUAUUGAUAACAAUAGUCCUUUUAUAAAUAAUGAAGAAUCAUUCAUACUUCCAAAAAAAACUACACAGCUUCCAUUGAUUUUAAUAACUUUAGCAAAGAUAAAAAAAAGACUAAUAUACAAAAAAAUUUGGAAAUUGCAGAUUCUAGUUUUUUUGAAAGAACAAGAAGAAUUAUUUGUAGAAACAAAUAAUCCAAAGAGAUUUAUUGAGAGCUCAAAUCAUCAAUUAAUCGAUGAAAUUGAUAGAAAUAAGAAUAUUGCUGAGGGGGAAGAUGAAAUUACAACUAUUGAAUAUGAAGAUCAUGAAAUUGAUGAAGAAGAAAUUCGUAAACAUAUUGAUGAUUUAGAUAAAAAGGAAGAUGGAUUCGAAUUAGUUAGUGAGGAAGAUGAAGACUAUAUAGAUAUGGAAACUGCUGGUUUAUCUUCCUCUUCCUCAUCUGAUGACGAUGACUAUGAAGAUAAUCAAAAACCCACACAUGAACAAUUAGAAGAUGCUGAAAAAAAUAUGAAGAUGCUGAAGAUGUUAAAAUUUAUAAAAAAGCAAUCAUCCUUAAUGGCAGCAACAAGAGCAAGAUCAAAUAAUGAUAGUUCAACUCAAAAUUUACUUACUGAUAGUAACUUUGAUAUCAAAACUGGGUUACGUAAAUCUAAAAGAAUCAAAAUAGCACCAUUGGAUUAUUGGAGAAAUGAAAAAGUUGUAUACACUAGAAAAUCUAAAGCUCCAGUAUUAGAUAUUGAAAAAAUAAUAACAUAUGAGCCCACUGAAGAAGAUUUUGAUGAAAAUUUUCAAGAAUCAACAAAAAGAAGAGUUCAAAACAGUAAAAAAAGAUUGGACUUAAAGCAUCGUGUGGAAAAUUUUAGUUCUGAUCGGCCUAAAGGUAUGAGAAAGAGAGGAAGGCCACCCAAGCCAAAAAAUAUUUCCACUUCUACUGAGACUUCAAAGGAUAUUAAUGAAAAAUUGUUAUCUGAAAUCAAAUCUGGAUCUAUUGAAGAGGCAAAAUGGAUCAAAACAGGUGUUUUACAAAAUAGCUCGGUAAAUUCACAAGAUGAUACAGAUAUAGAUGAUAAAGAAAUUAUUGCAUUUAGUGCCAAUUCAAACUUAAAGGAAAAAACCUUUAAGCAUGGUGAUGAAGAAUUUUCAUUACAAAUUAUGUCUGAGAAAUAUAAAGAUCUAUUUGCAAGUGGGAUUAUUAAAAUUCCAGUAGGAGGUAAAAAAAAUAUGACCGAUUCAGAUCAUACAUUUAUGAACUUUCAUGUGAUUCAAGGUGUGUUAGAAGUAAUAUUAAAUGAAAAAACUUUUAUUGUUAUUGAAGGAUCUUCAUUUCAAAUACCAAUCUUCAAUAAUUACUCUUUUAAAAAUAAGGGAAAUAAUGAAGUUAAAAUGUACUUUGUUCAAGUUAGUAUUAACAAUGAUAUACUGAUUAAUGAGCAAACAAGUUUUACUAAUGCUAAUAUAGUUUCUCAGAAUGAAGAUAUCUCAAAGGUAUCUAAUAAUGAUGAUGAUGACCAAUUUGAUUUUAAAAUUGGCAACAAUCACUCAACCACUAUCGAAGAUCAUAGUAUCAAGCAAGUACCAGAUGAACAAGCGCCCUUUAUUAAAAUGGAACAAGGGGCUGAUAUCAAUGUAUCAUCAAUGGAAGUCGAAGGAGGACAUGUAGAUGGUAGUGAUGUAAACUCUAAUGCUAGUAUUCUAGCAAGUAAUAAAAUUGUUGAUAAUAUACUGUCAUCGCCAAAUAUAUCACGAAUCAAAAAUUUACCAAUUAAUCAAUCAUUAACUUCCAUGAGCAUGACGGACAUUGGUUCUUAG